CCACAACUCCUAUCGCACAACAUUUCAGGUUCUGAAGCGACAAUUAACAAAAAGAAAGAAAGGAAAAACAAGAAUUUUAAGUAAAUGAAACGUGCAGACUUCUUCCGGAGAGUAUGGAUUAUUAUUGAAUUCAACAGUUGUUGAGGGAGCUCGGACAUUUCCAAAGAUGCUUUUUGUCUUCAUUUUAGGAAUACUGGUGCCAUGUGUUUUGCUGCAAGAGAGCCCUGUCGGCCGCUGUGAUGACACCCGUGUUGAGCAGUACUUCACUCCAUGCACUUCUUGUGCCGCAGCUCUCAUAGUCUCCUGUCCAAGGAGUUUUAGAAAAGUCACAUCUGGCUUUGGUAAUGCUAACUGCAGUUACACAGUGCAGAUUGGCGAGCGUACGCAUGAACUUCCAGGCUGUUCACACAUCUGUGAAAAAGUUGUCACAGAGCGCAGGUGCUGCCCGAACUUCUGGGGUCCUCUGUGUCUGCCCUGCCCUACUUGGUCAGACAAACCCUGUAACUGGCAUGGAACCUGUCUGGAUGGCACCGCUGGGAAUGGUACCUGUGUAUGCAAGAAUGGCUUUACUGGUUUGGCCUGCCAAGAAUGCUCAAACAAAAAUGCAUAUGGAGAACAAUGCAAAUCGGAAUGUGAUUGUGUGAAUGGAGGCUGUAACGCGGGACCAGAUGGCAAUGGGGAAUGCUAUUGCCAACCUCCAUAUUCAGGACCCAGAUGUGACAUAGUUUCUGAGGGCUGUAAAAACUGUUCUGCCCAUUAUUACUGUAAAGGCGACAACGCAAAUGCUGUGUGCGAAUGCCUCCCUGGCUACACAAGGAUUGGUCGCAUUUGUGUGGGCGUGUGUCUUCCUAGCUCCUGCGAUAAGAACGCUGAAUGCUCCGUCAAAGCGGGGCGCUUCCAGUGUGAGUGUAAACACGGCUAUGUAGGCGAUGGGAAGGUGUGUGUGGCUGUGGAUCCCUGUGCUGAAAACAACGGAGGAUGUCCUGUCAACUCCACCAUUUGUAGCUACGCAGGCCCAGGCCAGGCUGUGUGUUCUUGCUUGGAUGGUAUGAAAGGCUCCAACCCCGCUGCUGGUUGUGUUUUGACGUCAGCCUGCACCGACAGCUACUGUCACAACACUGCUCAAUGCCAGACUGGGCACGAUGGCAUUCCCAGGUGUGUGUGCAGUGCUCAAGAAGUUGGAGAUGGACACAGUUGCUAUGGCAGCAUCAUGCAGAGGAUUAUUGAGCUAAACCAUGAUGGAUACUUGACAGGAGCGAUCUCAUUAUUCAAUAUAGGAUGUGGAUUUAGCGUGAGCCAAGGAGGACCAUUCACAGCUCUGGUGCCGGUCCUGAGUGGAGCAUUAUCGGGAGUGUCUGAAUCCUCUCUGUGCAAACAUCACCUUAUAUUGGGCCAGCAUCUCACCACGGACCUCCAAGGCAAAGACUUUUGGACAUUCAGUGGGGAAAAAAUCAGGUUUAAAACGGACAGGACAUUUAUUUUCAUGAGGGAUCCAGACACAGUGUUUACAAUAAAACAGUCUGAUCUGCCUGCUGCCAAUGGAAUAAUUCAUAUCAUUGACAAGCCCAUCACAAAUCUCCCAGCUGACGCGUCAAGCAACAUUAAGUUGGCCAGCAAAACAAUUGGAGAAAUCUUUGCCGAGGACACACAAUUUAAUCGAUUUGUAUCUCUUGUAGACAAUUGUGGCACUACUCUGCCUCUGAGAGGUCCUGGACCGUUAACUGUGUUUGUCCCCACCAAUAAUGCCAUCGACAAGUUCAGAGACGGCAGUGUUCUCUACAUGCUGUCCGAGGCUCAACACAAGCUGCAAGAACUUCUGAAGCAUCACAUGUUCUCUGAGGCAGCGAUUAAAGUAGACCAGCUGGCUGGCAUGCGCGAAAUUCCUUCAAUGGCCAAGCAAGUCAUCAGUAUUCAAGUCAGCAAAGAUGGAAGAAUUUUUCUUAGUGAAAAAGACAUACCCCUGCAAACUAGGGAUAUUGUUGCAUCCAACGGCAUCAUACACAUCAUUGACGGCGUCCUCGUCCCUCCUUCCAUUGUUCCGAUAUUACCACACAGAUGUGACCUCAAUGAAACCAAGAUUAUUCAAGGUCCUUGCGUAGCAUGCAGCUAUCUUUACAGGACUGAAUGUCCCCCUGACAGCAUAGAGCUGGACGAGCAUCUGAAGGGAUGUGAGGCGCCUCCAAUUGCUGCAUUUCCAACUUCUAAAAUCAUGGGCUGUGCCAAGUACUGUAGUGUGACAACAAAAACGAAAGAGUGCUGCAAAGGCUUCUAUGGCCCUGACUGUAAACCCUGUAUUGGUGGCUUCAGCCAUCCCUGUUAUGAUAAAGGAAUUUGUCUUGAUGGGAUCCAAGGCAAUGGCAGCUGCCAGUGUGCCCCGGGCUUCGAGGGAAUAGCCUGCCAUAUCUGCUCACAUCCAGACAAACAUGGAGAAAAUUGCGAUGAAGAUUGCCGGUGUGUCCACGGUGUUUGUGACAACAGGCCUGGCAGCCAAGGGGUGUGCCGCCGCGCCUCCUGCCAGGAGGGCUUCUCAGGCGACCUGUGUGACAAGACACCCUCCCCCUGCAACUCAGAUGGAGUGUUUGAACACUGCCAUUUCAAUGCCUACUGCACAUACAGUGGCAGCAACACUAUAUGUGUGUGUAAAUCAGGUUAUGACGGGGAUGGACAUACCUGCAUACCUGUUAAUUACUGCCUGAAGCCGGACCGAGGGGGUUGUGACUUAAACGCCCAGUGUGUGUAUGCAGGCCCAGGAAGGCCCGUAUCAUGUGUAUGCAAUGAGGGCUGGACUGGUGACGGUUUAGUCUGUGCAGGUAUUAAUAACUGCUUGUUGGACAAUCGAGGGGAUUGCGAUAAAAAUGCAGAGUGUCUUUCUACUGGCCCUGGACAGAACGAGUGCACAUGUAAAAAGGGAUAUAUGGGCGAUGGCAAGAUGUGCAUCAUGUCGAAUCCCUGUCUGCGGAAGAACGGAGGAUGCCAUCAAGUGGCAUUAUGCAAACAAAAUGGCACUGGGGUACGCGAAUGUGUGUGCCCUGAAAACUUUGAAGGUGAUGGACUCACUUGCUAUGGCAACAUACUGAUGGAACUGGACUCGAGCUUUGAGUACUCUACAUUCAAUCGCUUACUUCAGAGAUACCAUCAUACGUAUGAUCUCUCUGGCAACAUCACAGUUCUGGUGCCCUCCAGGAGUGCUUUCAGAAAUCUCAGCAGAGCAGAAGAGACGUUCUGGUUUGACUAUUACAGACUCCCGCACCUGAUAAAAGCACACGUUCUAGAUGGAGUGUUUUCCACUGAGGAUUUACAGAAUAAUUUCAAUAAGCAGCUGCCAACGCUUCAGCCAGACACCAAAUGGACCAUCAGGAACUCAAGUGGGGACAUCAUGAUAGAAAACGCCACGAUUCUUGUCCCUGAUGCGCGAGCAGUGAAUGGAUACAUCCAUAUCAUCGACACUGUCUUGAAGCCUCCCCUGUCAGUUCUCCCUCCCCUGCCACCAGAAUUCAUGGAUUUUCUGGAUAAGACUCCUAUGUUCAGCCGGUUUAGAAAAACUGCACUGCAUUUCAACCUAUCCAUGGAAACAUUGUCACAAGGCUGCACCGUUCUUAUUCCAGUCGACAGUGCGAUUGAGGAAUACCUAAAAGAAAAGAAUUCUACAGAACUGGACCAGGAUGUUUUCAAAUAUCACUUUAUUCCGGAUGAGCCAAUGUUUCCUGAACACAUAAGCGAUGGAACUUUACGAAGCACACUACUUGGAGAUUCCUAUCAGAUCAUGUUUCAUUUUAACAGCAAAAAUCAGACGCUAGCAAAUGAUGUUCCUUUAGAUGGGACAUUUAAUGAAAUCAGGCGCGGAGUUGUCAUGGGAAUACCAAAAGUUUUGGAAAUCCAUAAGAACCGCUGUAACAAGAAUGUGUACACAAGAGUUUCGGGACGAUGUGGGGCUUGUGAUUCUCCUCCCAAAUGCUAUACCGGAGCCAAACCAUUGAAAGAAAGUUACCCACCAAAUAUGAGGCCUAACUGCAAAUACAGGAAAAAAGUGGGAGCAAAAAGGAGAUCUGUGUCCGGCUGUCAGAUGCAAUGCUUGAAGACCGUACCGGAACACGCAUGCUGUCCAGGUUAUUACGGGCAUGAAUGUUUUAAAUGCCCCGGGAAGAUAGACAACUGGUGCUACAGCAACGGGAAGUGUAACGACAGCAUAGUGGGCACGGGAGAGUGCCUCUGUAAUGAGGGCUUCCAUGGCACCGCCUGUGAGAUGUGCCAAGCAGGACGCUACGGAAGAGACUGCAAGUCAGACUGUAAAUGUGUCCCGGGUCAUGGGAAGUGUCGGGAUGGAAUAGAUGGCGAUGGUACAUGCGUCUGUUCAAAAGGCUGGAGAGGAGAACAGUGCCAUUUGGAAAUUGGAAAAGAUGACUGUGGAGGAACCUGUGAUCAAAACGCUAAUUGUAUUUCAGAGAAGGGAGGGAAACCAACUUGUACCUGCGUCGCCGGCUAUGAGGGGAAUGGAACCACUUGCAAAGAAAUGAACUUGUGUGAGACUCAGAAUGGUGGCUGCUCAGAGAAUGCCGACUGCACCCAUAAAGGACCUGGAGAAAGGGCAUGCAUGUGCAAGGACGGCUACUUUGGAGACGGGGUCGAAUGUUUAGAAAGAGACCCAUGUCUUUUCAAAAAUGGCGGGUGUGAUGAACAUGCCUUUUGCAUCAGAACAGGGCCAAAUUUGCAUGCGUGUCACUGCAAAUUUGGCUUCAGUGGAGAUGGAAUAGUGUGCAGCCCACUCAACCCUUGCUGGAAGGACAACGGCGGGUGCAGCAUUAAUGCCAAGUGUAGGCAGACCGGCCCUGGGGAGCGUAACUGUACCUGUUACUUUAGCUACAGGGGAGAUGGCAUCACCUGUACAGGCAGUGUCUCACGCGAGUUGCUUCGUCUUCCAACUGGUCGGUGGUAUCGCAAUGAGCUGAGUCUGUCAAGGAUCAGAGAUAUUUAUUCAAAAGGACCUUUAACAGUCUUUGUUCCUCACACCGAUUACACUGGAAACCUCACAAUUGGUCCGUGGUACAAUGCCAGUCGGGUACCUGACUUGCUGAGGUACCACAUAGUGGGCUGUGAAGAGCUGAAUCUUAAUGACCUCAAGUCAGCAACUACUUUGGUGACAGCAUCUGGGUACGAAUUGAAGAUCAGCGUCAAAGAGGGGGUCGUGUACCUUAAUGAUGACGCAAAAAUAGUUGAGAGUGACCAUUUAUGUUCAAAUGGAGUCAUCCAUUUUGUGGAUAAACUACUAACCCCUUAUGAUCUGGGAACAAAAACAGUGAUACCACCUAAGCUUAACGUGACUGUUGCCGCAGAGGCUUAUGGAUACAGCCAGUUCAGCAAAUUGCUUAAGGACACAAACCUCAUAGCUUUGGUGGAGAACAGACAGCUGCAGCCCUUCACUAUGUUCUGGCCCACCGAUGCAGCCUUGAACUCCCUGUCUGCUGAGAGGAAGACCUGGCUCUACAGCGAGGACCACCGCGAUAAACUGGAAGCCUUUCUGAAAGCACACAUGGUCAAAGACACAUCCACAGUGGCGGCUUAUCUACCUUCAGAGAGAAUGUACUCCAUGCAUGGGUCAUCAUCUAUAUCCGUCAGCUGUGAUAAAACUAAAGUUGGACAACUGCUGAUCAACAAUAAUGAAGCCAAAAUUGUGGAGCGCAAUUUGGUGUUUGACGUGGGCAUUGCACAUGGCAUCGAUCAGCUUCUUGAGCCACCUAACCUGGGAGCUCGCUGUGAUGGCUUAGAUUUCAAGACAAUAAACGGACGAUGUGGAAAUUGUAUGGUACCACCUCAGUGUCCCUUAAUGGCCAAGGAUACGGGGAAAAAGACAUCAUGUAUUAGGCAUUCGGGCUUAGGAUUCAGGUAUGGAUCUGGCAUGUAUCCAUCCUCAAGACGAUCCUACUUUGGGGAUUUGGGGCAUUUAGGGAGCCCUCUCUAUGACGACUUGUUCUCGAGGAACGGGUGCAGACGGCAAUGCAAUAUAACUGAAUGGACAUUCCGAUGCUGCAAAAAUCAUUAUGGAUUGAGCUGCCAAGUGUGUCCUGGUGGGCUGGAGGCUCCGUGUGGUGGCCAUGGGGACUGUGACGAUGGCCGCGCUGGUUCGGGAACAUGCAAAUGCCAUGCAGGUUUCAAAGGCUCAGCCUGCGAAUUAUGUAUGACCAAGCACUACGGCUCCGACUGCAGAGCGUGCAACUGCACAGCACAUGGAAGCUGUGAUGAUGGCAUAGACGGCAGUGGAAGCUGUGCCUGUGAAGAGGGCUGGACAGGAGCCAGCUGUGGAGACAAAUUUGAGAGCAAGCCCUCCUGCCCGCCUUGUGAUGUGAAUGCAGUGUGUGUUCCUGUGAACAGCUCGUCUGCCCAGUGUGAAUGCCAGAUCCCCUAUUUUGGUGAUGGGCAGAAUUGCACUGCUCCAGAUUUCUGCAAUGAAUACAAUGGAGGCUGCCACCAAUAUGCGGACUGUAAUCAGAUCGGCAUCAACGUCACGUGUACAUGCCACCCAGGCUACUCAGGGGACGGUAACGACUGCUCACCCAUUGACAAAUGCGCGGAUAACAACGGUGGUUGCAGUGAUUUUGCAACUUGCUUGUUUACUGGGCCAAAUGAGAGGGAUUGUCUCUGCAAUGACGGCUAUGUAGGAGAUGGUAUCCAGUGUCUGGUAAAAGUGGUGCCACCUAUUGAUCGAUGUCUGGAUGACAAUGGCGGAUGUGACCCCAAAGCCCUCUGCAAGGACCUUCAUUUUCACACAAAAACUGCAGGUGUUUACCACUUGAGGUCAGCAGAGGGAAAAUACAAGAUGAACUUCUCCUCUGCAGAGGCAGCCUGCCGGGACGAAGGGGCCACGCUGGCUACCUUCAAUCAGCUGGCCGACGCACAACAGCUGGGUAUGCACCUGUGCGUCGCGGGCUGGCUAGAUGGGAAGAAGGUCGGAUACCCAAUGAGAUCUCCAUCAGCAAAGUGCGGCGACGGCAAAGUGGGAGUCAUCCUCUACAAAGACCCUGUGGACCUCAGCAGCACAUAUGAUGCCUACUGUUACAGAAUGCAAGAUGCUGAAUGUGUUUGCAGCGAAGAGUAUGUUGGAGAUGGAAGUUUUUGCAAUGGAAAUUUGGCCAGUGUCCUCGCCCAGAAUGGACAGCUCUCAACUUUUUACAAUGCCAUGUUGCAGUAUGCUACCAGUGUCAAGAAAGGGGAGAAUAUUUUGGACUUCCUGUCUUCAAGCUCAACUUUUGUCACAAUGUUUGUUCCAAAAGACGAAGGAUUUUCUGUCAAUGAGACUUUGUCUUGGAGAGAUAUGCAGUACCACAUCUCCAUUGAUAAAAGCCUCCACGUCUUUGAGAAUCUGACACACAACUUGAUUAUUCCGUCAAGACUGGGGUGUAAUCUCACCAUAGCAGUACCAGCAGAUCCAUUAAUGAGUGAUGAUUCAAAACCUAACAAACUUGUCAACAAUCGAAGGAUUUUAGACUGGAAUAUUCCGGCUAUCAAUGGUAUCAUCCACAUCAUUGAAGGACCACUAAAGGCACCGCCUGAACCUGUGAAACCGUAUCAUCAUCCAUUGUCAGGAGGAGGGGGCUCAGGACUGGCAGUCUUCAUCACAGUCUUCAUCAUUGGUGCUGUUGCUGGUAUGGCCUACUACGUUUUCAGACAUAAAACCGAGGCUUUCCGCUUUCAGUAUUUCAAGAAUGAAGAUGAAAGAAGUCCCUCGGAGAGUGCCAACCCUCCUGUUGUUAAUAUCUCCAAUCCUUGCUACAGUGGCUACGCAGCCUUCACAGAACCAUUUGGAGAUUCAACUACCACAGAACCUGCUGCCCCACAAAACCCUCUUGAUUAAUUCCAGGCAGACCAGGGGCCUAUACUACAAAGCUAGUCCAGAAGUAAACCAGGUU
Molecule: messenger RNA, 7901 nt
Organism: Engraulis encrasicolus (European anchovy)
Lineage: Eukaryota; Metazoa; Chordata; Actinopteri; Clupeiformes; Engraulidae
Gene: stab1
Product: stabilin 1
Exons: 69
Coding region: 167-7846 (2559 amino acids)
Biological process (GO): cell adhesion
Molecular function (GO): calcium ion binding; hyaluronic acid binding
Source: RefSeq, a predicted model, not a curated record